CAUAAAUUGAUUGGCAGGUGCCCCAAGCGACAACGAAAGCAGUUUCUUGUUUACACAACAUAUUGUAGAGAUGGCUGCUGUUGAUAUACUCAGUCUGACUAUGAUAGAUUAUAAAAAGCUCUUAAUCAAUACAUCGAUUCCUUAUAACAUUCUGUUUAUUUUGUAUCCAUGGUCCAAAGAAUGUCUAUUGUUAUGAAAACUAAGUGCUGAAUCAUCUAAAAUGGCGGGGCUAGUUUCGUCCUCGCUGAGUCAUCAAGUAAUGGUGACUGAAUCGACCAAUCAGCGGGGAGACGCGAGGCGCAAAAUACGCAACAAUCCGAGUAUUGCCGAGUUGAUGAAAUCAGUCGUAGAAACAAAUAGUGGAUUAAUUGUCUUCAAAGUAAUUAUUCUGUGAUUGUGAAAGUACAGUGGUUUUCAAUUGAAGUGAGGAAAACAGAAUAUACAAUACAGAACGAAGAAAACAGCGGAAAUGAGUAAAAAGAUUUUCUUGUCGCAGUGCAAAUCAGAGGCGAGGGCUUUGAGUGCUGCCCAGAUAUCAGAUGAUGAGCUAGUUGCCAUGACAGUGAAAGAACUGAACAAGCUGUUGAAAGGCUUGCCAAGGGAAGAGAUGAUCAAGCUUAAGCAACGUCGCCGCACUCUGAAGAAUCGAGGUUACGCUGCCAACUGUCGGGAAAAACGCAUGUCCCAGAAGGAAGAGUUGGAGACGGAGAAAGAGCGACUUAGAGCAGAGGUUCACAGAUUACAGAGAGAAAACGAUGUUGUCAAGAUGGAACUUACUUCUUUGAAAAACAAAUAUGAUGCUCUGCAACGAUUUGCUGAGGUCAACAGAAUCAAGGUUUUGACACCGCCUAUGUUUCUGACCCCACCCCACUUCGGUCACAGAGAUUCGAUGAUUGUGAAGUCGGAGCCAUCACAGGCAUAGCUGGAUUGUGCUAAAGUCAACACAAUACACAGAAUAUACUGCACAAGAGUACAUGCCCUUAUAUUUAGACUCCAUCAAUGCAGUUUUAUGAUUCAAUAUUGCCAAAAACAAAGACUAAAUAAUAUCACACAUCACAUGAAACUACAGGAGGGGCAGAACUGAUUCUUUGAAAUAUGUCUUUGCUCAGAGUGAUGUCUGUGGGACAUUUUAAAUGAGUUGAGUCAGUGGACAGAUACACAUGAUGUGUUCAGUUUUCAUACUCUUUGUACCAGAGAAACAUCUGGUGAACUAUACAUUCAUACAUGAUUGUCUGUACAUGUGUAUGUAUAUGUCAUAUAUACACUUGAACCAAUAUCAAAAUACUAGUUUUGAUGGACUUUUUGUGACGGUUUGACAUUUGUCAAUAACAAAAUAUGGUGCUUCUUUCCAGUCAUGUCAUAGUUUCUUCAUUGAUGUCUAAUGAAUCAUAUCAUUUGUUAGGACCUAUUUUGCUGAACUUGUGUACAUAUACAAUGUAUACUUAUAUCUAAAUAUGGUUGUGUCUUUAAUUUACCUAGCAUUUAUGUUGUGCUCAUUCGUCACAUUUUCAGCACAUUUUUAUAUUUUGAACGUACAGAAAUCGAUCAAAAUUCUUGGUUUUAUUAGCAAUGCCAUUUUUGAUAUAUUACCUACAAAUUCAAUUAAGCUUGAAAUCUUAAAGAUAAUAUUGUCCCAAUUUCAAAAAGCCAUUAGGCUUAAAACUUACACUGUAAUUAGAAAUAUUAUGGUACUGUAUUAUUUAAUAUUGGCAAUUCUAGUUUCAUUUUGGGGAAGGGAUUCAAAAUGUCUUUGGGUUUGACACUGUAUUUUAUUUCUUUGCAUCAAUUGAUAAUCAUUCCAUGCUGUUUUUUUUUUUUUUUUAAAAGAUACAUGUAAUACAAAAUACGAGUUUGAGAUGAUGGAUUAAAAUGAGAGGUGUGUCUUCAAAUUUGUAUACCUGGCAAGUUAAACGUGAAUGAAAUUUUUAUACAUGGAUGAUUUCAUUAGUAUGCAGGAAUUUUUGACAUCUCUAAGCUUCGCAUUACCUGUAGUAAAAAAUAUUCAUACAGCAGGCAAACUUGUUAGCAAUAUUCUAUUUUAUGCCAAUUUGCUUUAGAAAGGAUUUUGAAAUUUAAAUGCUGGCUGUCUUCGAGGAAUAGUCACCAUAAUAUGCAUGUAUUUAGUACGUUUUAGAAAAAGGUAACAACCACAUUAAACACAAAUUCAUACCAACAAGACAACAAUGUAAAUGAUACGUGCCAAAGUUUGAAUAGAAUGAAAAAGAUUAUAGUAAAUAUCAUCCAGCAUGUAUUAAAUCACAUUUGGUUAGGUCAUGCAGGGUAAGAUAAAAUUGUAUUAAUAUUUUAUGGUCACAUGGUAGGAAAAUGUAGAGUAUGGCAUAGUCAGGUGGUCUCACAGACAACAAAACAUUGCCCUUCACCCAUAAACUCACACGUGCACACACACUGAGGAAUUAAUUGACAUUUUGGCAUUAUGUAAGUAAUGGUAAACCAUGAACUAGUAAUUAGCAUUUUUCUCUCUAGAAAGUAGAGGUUAAAAAUUUGCUAUAAACCUGUGACUAUUAAUGUCCUGUGGGGACUGGUGUUUAAAGGAGCAUGUCACAUUCUGAAAGUGUUUCUUGAACUUUUGAAAAUGAAAGUAGGGAAUAACUUUGACUAAUUUUUAUAUUUAGCCAAAUUCCAUAAUGAGUAUUUUUGGAAAGCGACAGACAGAUGACUUAUUUUUGACUACAAUUGUAGUAGUCUGAAUGUUGUUGAAGUGCUAUGAAGAGAUGUAUUUCUUUGUACAUAAAAUACAAUUAUAUUAAUGUUCAGUAUCAGAGUCUGUUCAAGCAUGAAUGCCCUAAAUGUUUAUAUAUUUAUCUCUCUUUGGAUCUCUCCAAUUGAUGUGUUGUCUUCAAUUCAAUUGAACCUUUAAGAGGUUGAUUUAAAGCUCACAAAGGAUUUUGAAUAUGGUGUUUCUUGUUUGUUUCAUUAUAAGCUUAAUGUAGAUACCUAGAUAAGAUUAUCCUACCAAUUGACAAUUCUUUAUAAGUGGUACAUGGUGUACUUCAUAUAUAUACAGAAAAUAAUAAUGAAACACUUAUUACAACUUCUCCCUUAUUUGGAAAUCUUCACCGCAUGUUUGAAACCAUAUUCAGUAAUUUGGAGCAAGCUUGAAUAUUUUCUUAGAAAUGAUAUUUUCUCAGAAAAUAAUUAUAGUGACAAAAUUCCAUUGAAUUGAUCCAAGAGGUAGUUUUUGUUUGGAUUUCUAUUUUAUCUUCAUUUCUGUUAUGAAUGAGUUUGAAGAUGACUUGUAAUGUUAUUAAAAUUUUACAGUCAUCUUGUUGAUUGCCGUCCAUUUGUGUAAAUAAAUUUAUUGAUUUGUUUUUGUUUUGCAUAUGUUCAUUUACAAAUGUAUAUGGUCUGUUUUCUGUGUUAACAGAGAAUUCUGAAGGUGUACUCUGUUCAAAAUGAUUUUAAGUCAUGCAUAUCACUACUACAUUGGGUGGAUCAGUUAUGUAGAAUUUUUUCUCUUUUGUUGCCUUGAUCCUGUUUUGAUUAUUUUGAAACACUUCAGAAAGACAUGUUUAUGAAGUGGGUGUUAACCAACAAUCAAUUUUGCCUUUUGUUACUGCGAUGUGAGGGAUUGCCCAAGAAUGCAACCAGUCACUAAGGUUAACCUAUCAUCGACCCUUCCCAUCUUGGGGUUAAAUUGGAAUGUCCAUAGUCUAUUUUUGACUUAAUUAUCCGAAUUUUAAUUUCGCUGCUUGGCUUUUUAUACAGGUAAAAUUUAUGAAAUGUCACCUUGUUUUGUUGUCCGCAACGAGGAAGUUUUGGAAGAAAUACUCUACUAUCUUAUCAAUGGAACUUGUGUUAAUAUGUAUGCAUAAAAGAGUGACGCAUUAAUCAUUAUGACAGCUGCUGGAAAUAUGUUAAAUAUAUAGAAAUAAUUAUUUUGAUAAGGUAUUUCCUUGUAGCUAUCGAUGCAGGAUUAUAUAAAGUAAUCUAUCUGAAUAUAAAUGCCCUCAUAGACAAAAAUAUUAUGGUAAGGUUUCAUUACGAGAUAUAAAUUGUGAAGUCCUGUUCCAAUUGCAUUCUGGUUUCGAGUAACAUCCGAUCAGUUUUAACAAGCGAUCGUUUUACCUGCAUAAACUUGAGGUAUGCGGAGCUGGGUCAUUCCCAUAAAGUAAUGUAUGCGGCUAGACGUGGCUCACUGACGUGAAUUGUCAAUUGUUUGGAUGUAAAGAUGCCAGUUCACAGUAUCUUUCCUUACAAUGCUCAAUUUAAAGCCUUUUAUAUCAAAACUAUGUUUUUCAACAGGAAAAUCUUUGUAUUGACAAAAAACUCCCAUACUUUUUGCACUGUAAACUAUGAUGAUAGGUAUUGCGUAAUUGCCAAUUCAGCAUUUCAUCAAAAUGGAAUAAACUUGAAUUUUCAGUAGGAUUAAGUGUCUUCCAAAGUGACUUUGACUUUGUUUUUCAAACAAUGGAAUGUCGUCACCUGUCGUCCUACUGAUUAUAAAUGCUAAUUUGAGAUUAAAUGUCUGAAAAGAAAGUCUAAAUGUUGAUCCACCCAAUGUUCACUAUUCUUGUAUUAAAACGCCCUUUGUUUUGUACAACUCGAAAUGUACCAGUUUUGAAAAUUUGUUGCUUUUUCCUUUUCCUCUUGAUUACCUACCUCUCCAGUGUUUUCAGAACGUCUUGCUUCAGAAACAGUAUACGUCUCCCAGUAUUUUGAAACAAUUUCGAAAUGAUUACUAUGUACUGAAGUAUUUACAUGUAAUUGGAUCAUUUUGACAGUCACUCUGUAUGAUGUUAAGGGUGUCAUAAAGUGGGUGUAUCGGUUACGAUUUCAGUUGCUUGUAUAUAUAACAGAAUUUGUUAUUUAUGUUGUGAUGAGAUAUGACAUUCCAGAAAGUAGUACACUGGCAAGUGUUUGGGAACAUUCUUCCGUCUUAUUUUUAGAUGGAGCUAAGUGAUAUACUAUUUUGUGACUUUGUAUGUUUUGAAGAUGUUGGAUCCUUCAGAGCUAACAAUAAACAGGGUUGGUUUUGUUACACGAAACAAAGAAAUCUCAACCUUAAUAUAUAUAUAUAUAUAUAUAUAUAUAUAACACCGAAUUAGGACAAUUAUUACGUUGAGAGUUCUUUUUCAUGUUGAGCUGUUUGUUAUACAGUAUAGAACAGCGUUUUUAUGUUGGUGAUUUCUGACGUGGUCAUGUUAUGUGUAGUUUUGAUUGAUUAUGUUAUUCCAGGACAAGGAACAAACAAACUGUGGUAUGUAAAAACAAUUCGGACGAUUGAGACUCGUUCGAUUGGAAGUUCUCUGUUUAUUUUCCUCAAAACAAACUUGUACUUGUCUCUUGUGCAGAGAUAGAAAGUAACUUACCCUUUGGACUAAAUUUUUAAACUUGUAAAUUGUCUUUUGGGCUUGAUUUUAACUUGAAAAUUAGUGAAAAAGACAAGUUUGUCCUCAGUCUUGGUUUUGACGGAUGUUGGUGCAAUAGGACGUAGAAAGAUGUGGUCGAUAGGCAGCUCUGUGUGUAACUAACUAGCCGAUUUAUUUUAUUUCAUAAUAAAUUUUAGAUUGACAUGUAGCAGUAUUUGCUAUUUUAGAAAUCUGGGUAUAAAAACUUUUUUUUUUCAAUCUCUUUUAAAUAUUACUUGUGAUACUUUGUAUUUGCCGGGGUUUUUGUUAUUUCUUAAAAUAUUGUGAUGCUGUUAACUUUCUUGCCACUUCAUAUAGAAGUGUCACGAGUUGGAUGUAAAUGAACAGUGAACACAAUCCCUUGAAAAUAUUUAUUUAAUCAAAAUGAUUGAAGAUAAAAUUGGUAGUUUUGAAGUUCAUCAUUCUCUUUCAAGGGAUUCUGUUGGGUUUUUUUUUUUUCAAUUGUAAAUAUGACAUCAUAUUAUAACAUAAAUCACGACUUCAUUUCAACGAAAAUUAUUGUAUGGAAAUUGUGUAUGGAACGAAACAAGAUCACUGUAAAUUGCUCUACAAACCACAUAAUAAAGCAUUAAAAAGGCU
Ostrea edulis (European flat oyster) is the source of this 5969-nucleotide messenger RNA. Its product is annotated as transcription factor MafK-like. Gene Ontology annotation, cellular component: nucleus. The transcript is spliced from 2 exons. Gene Ontology annotation, biological process: regulation of transcription by RNA polymerase II. NCBI's taxonomy places the organism in Eukaryota, Metazoa, Mollusca, Bivalvia, Ostreida, Ostreidae. Gene Ontology annotation, molecular function: DNA-binding transcription factor activity, RNA polymerase II-specific; RNA polymerase II cis-regulatory region sequence-specific DNA binding. The record is from RefSeq and is a predicted model, not a curated record. The coding region runs from base 470 to 922 and encodes 150 amino acids.